AUGUCUGGUGCUGGAAAAUGUUUGCUAGUGACAGGUUCUCCUGGUGUGGGAAAAAGCACUCUUAUUAUGAGAGUCUUCGAUACCCUCAAAGCCUCAAAUCCUACCCUCAAGGUUCAGGGUUUCUACACUCGUGAAGUUAGACUCGCAGGUGAGAGGGUUGGUUUCGAAGUUGUCACUCUUGAUGGUCGCACUUGCCCACUCGCUUCUUCCAAAUUUUUAAGCCAAGAGUCUCACCGGUGGCCUAAUGUUGGGAAGUAUAAAGUUGAUGUAGCAUCUUUCGAGUCACUAGCACUGCCUGAGUUGCAGGUUAGAGAAGACACUGAUCUUUUCAUCAUUGACGAAGUUGGUAAGAUGGAGUUAUACAGUUCGUCAUUUUUCCCUGCAGUUCUAAAAGUUUUGGAGUCAAAUAUCCCAAUUUUGGCUUCCAUUCCAGUUCCAAAAUUUGGCCGAGAUAUACCUGCAGUUGCAACAUUGAGGAAUCAUGCAGGAGCAACUUUGUUUACUUUGAGUGUUAGUAACAGAGACGCUGUUCGAGAACAGAUACGCUCACUUCUGGAAGAUCUGUUGAUAAAACACUAG
Molecule: messenger RNA, 579 nt
Organism: Vicia faba (fava bean)
Lineage: Eukaryota; Viridiplantae; Streptophyta; Magnoliopsida; Fabales; Fabaceae
Source: the annotation of a GenBank genome assembly